UCAGGGCUGAGGUUGCACCACAAACAAACGAGCAUGAGUGCAUUCCCAGCAUCUACCACCCCAAACAUUGGGCCAGAAUACUAUGAAAGUUCAUCCAAAUGGUCCAAGGAAAUUCUUGUGACAAAAGAUCCAGUCUUUGUGAACCGCACAGUCAUAAACGGACACUAUAUUGGAAGAAAGCCCCAUAAUUACAUCCCGUUGGCAAUUAUAGCCUCUAUUUUAAAUCCACUCAUUGGUCCCAUAGCCAUCGUUUUUGCAAUUAUGUCCACUCGCUCCUAUUAUGAUGGUGAUAUGAAGUACGCAGAAAAAUGGGCAGAUUACGCAUUUAAGAUGGCAAUGGCCACUCUAGGCAUCACGAUCAUUCUUGGAGUGGCAAUUGGUUUCACACUCAGCAAUGUUGGCACGAAGGGUGGACAUGCACCAUAAUCUUAAAGGAUCUGAAGAAAAUGGACUAUAUAAUUAUGGAAACAUAUUUAUGCAUUAAAGGUCAUCGUUAAUCAAGAGAGGCCGUUCAGUGUGAAUGAUCAGUGUUUUUAACCAGGAAAAUAUUUCCAUUUUCUGUCAACGGCACGAUUUUCAUGCGGGUAUCAUGUUGCUUUCCAUUAAACAGUACUUGAUAAUGUCAAGCAUGCAAUGAACAUUAGAUUUUCAUAUUCCAUUAUGGUGAUGACAUUUAUAGUGAGAAAAAAUUCUGUGACAUUUCAUGCCCUCUCAGUGAUUCAUGUAAAAUUCAAAAUCCCUUUUUUUCCCCUCUUACCAAAUUACAGCAGCUGCUUUCUCGUGCCUCAUGAAGGACAUUGAUUAUAUUCAUAAACUUGACCCACAGCCUGUGGUUAGUAUUACCCUGUAACUUUUUAAAAUGUCUUAACAUAUAUAUAUAUAUUAUAGAAUACCAUGUAUGUCAUGUAUUUUACUCUGUCUUAAUUCACUCCUUUUACAUGGAUAAGAUAAAACCAUUGUAAAUAC
Ostrea edulis (European flat oyster) is the source of this 966-nucleotide messenger RNA. RefSeq lists its product as uncharacterized. The annotation marks the transcript as partial. Gene Ontology annotation, cellular component: membrane. The transcript is spliced from 2 exons. The record is from RefSeq and is a predicted model, not a curated record. Lineage: Eukaryota; Metazoa; Mollusca; Bivalvia; Ostreida; Ostreidae.